Messenger RNA from Salmo salar (Atlantic salmon), 924 nucleotides. RefSeq names its product homeobox protein HoxC4bb (gene hoxc4bb). Gene Ontology annotation, cellular component: nucleoplasm; nucleus. Gene Ontology annotation, molecular function: RNA polymerase II cis-regulatory region sequence-specific DNA binding; DNA-binding transcription factor activity, RNA polymerase II-specific. The record is from RefSeq and is marked provisional. NCBI's taxonomy places the organism in Eukaryota, Metazoa, Chordata, Actinopteri, Salmoniformes, Salmonidae. Gene Ontology annotation, biological process: positive regulation of transcription by RNA polymerase II; anterior/posterior pattern specification; embryonic skeletal system morphogenesis.
GCUAGUAGGAGGGCUUUAUGGACCAGAAAAACGACAAAGGUAGAAAAAUUAUUUUUCACUCCAGAAAUUAAUGAUCAUGAGCUCGUAUUUGAUGGACUCUAGCUACAUCGAUCCGAAAUUUCCUCCUUGCGAGGAAUAUUCACAAAAUAGCUACAUCCCAGAACACAGCCCUGAAUACUACAGCCGCACGAGAGACACCGGCUACCAGCAUCACCACCAGGAGUUGUAUCCUCCGCGAGUGACCUACCAGGAGCGCCCGUAUAACUGUGUAAGCAUCCCCGAGCCCGAGCCCCAGACCGGCCAUGGGCUCACACACUCGGGGAAUCUGCUUGCGGGGAAGGCACAUACAUCUCCAUGUGAACCCUUGCCACUGUUACCCACAUCCCCUACCACCCCACCGAUUGCGCCGCCUGCCUGCAUCCAAGCCGCCCCGGAGCAACCCACCAGCUCUGCCUUGGCUAAGCAGCCUGUAGUGUACCCAUGGAUGAAGAAAAUCCACGUCAGUAUCGCGAAUCCCAAUUACAAUGGAGCAGACGCAAAGCGGUCCAGGACUGCUUACACUCGCCAGCAGGUCUUAGAAUUGGAGAAGGAAUUCCACUAUAACCGCUACCUAACUCGGCGAAGACGCAUCGAGAUCGCUCACACCCUGGUUCUCUCCGAGCGCCAGAUCAAAAUUUGGUUUCAGAACCGAAGAAUGAAGUGGAAAAAAGACCAUAGGCUACCCAACACGAAAGUGAGAUCUUCCUCCUCAUCCAACACUAGCGCGACCUCCGGGUCCAACACAGCGUCCACAACAGCCAGCACUCUCCCGCGUGCUGUGGGCUCCGACACCGUGCCAGCUUCCCAGGAACUCUCUCGAGUGUCCGUAGUCGGACGAGACCAGGAUAUUACAAGGUUAUAGACACAAAAUAGUAUCUGACAAAG